AUGGUGAAGUCGACGCAUCUGCCGGAGACUGCAUUGGAGCAAUAUGCCAAGUUACUGAACUCCGACAGCAAGCGACGCAGGAGGGAGGUUGAGCCAGGCUUUCCAAUGUAUACCCUGCCUCUGGAAAUAUUUCUCCUUAUGUCAGACAUGGAGCCUCACGAAGAGCUCAUGGCGGACAACAAGCUCGUGAUCUUUCAAAAAGGCAUGGGCAAGGCAGCUUUUGUGUCCCACCAGUGGGUGGGCAUCGGACACCCCGACCCUGAGUUCAAGCAGAUGCGUGUCCUGCAGGAGUCCUUGCAGAACUUGGUGUCGGGCGACAGCCAGGUCUCCGUGGAUUUGAUCACGGAGUUUGUGUACUUCCGCUCCGCGGGCAUACCGACUUCGGUGUGGACAUCUCACAAGCUUUUCCUGUGGAUUGACUACUUUUCCUGCCCACAGCUUGAACGAUUUUCAAACCCCCAGAAUCUCCAGAAAGCCAUCGAUAGCAUCCCCGCGUAUGUCUCGAAGUGUGACUUUUUCAUGGCGUUGUGCCCUGUGGUUGAGAGCUCCGCGGCUGAUGAGACGUUCAGUGAGUACACAUGGUCUCAGAGAGGUUGGUGUUGCAUGGAGAAGUUGGUCUAUGAGCUUACCACGCACGAUGGGGCGUGGAUCCUGAUCAAGAGUCCCAUGCACCAGGAGCUGAAGCUCACGCCUCUCACAAACUCAUCGCCUGGCGAGGGCAGUUUCAGCAUCCAGUCGGACCGGGCGCGGGUAGGGAUGCUGCUCCAGACGUUUCUGAAGCGGAAGAUGCUCUCCUGCUUGGAGAAGAUGGAUUUGGCAGAGUACCGGCUGGUCCUCAACCGGCAGCCUGCUUUUCUUAGGGGCCUUGGCGUUCCGCUCGUGGAGGCCAUGGCUGGCAGGGAAGGUGACGGUGUGCUUGCAAGCUUUCUUCGCCAAAACGGGUUCAGAAACGUAACUGACUACGACAGUGCCGGCUGGUCGCCGUUGUGCUACGCCUGCCUAGGUGGUCGGGCAGAUGUGGUUCAGGCGUUGCUAGGAGCGAGCGCCAGUCCCAACGACAGGACCCGCAAGCCAUUGCGGGCAAUCAACUUGGACAAGAACAGCCCCGUUCUGUCCAUCGGUGCCAGAUUUAAAAACUAUGAGGUCAUGGAGCUGCUCAUCGCAGCCAGGGCGGAAGUGAAUUCCAAGGCAGUGCACGCACCUCUUGGUGUCGCAUGCUUGGGCGACGAUGCGCGUGGCGUGACCUUGCUCUGCUCUGCAAGGGCUGACCCGCACGCGAGGAACCCCUACGGGGACCACGCGCUGCGCAUGGCCGCUGCAGCCGGUGCGUCUCAUGCCAUUGAUGCGUUGUUGAGUCUCCCAAGUCUUUCGGCGCCCUUCGAUUUCUCCAUGGUCCUGCAUAACGCGGUGAUGCUCCAAGGAGGCUCGGUGGAGGUUGUCAGAUGCUUGAUUGAUGCCCAGGCAGACAUCAACGAGCAAUACCAGAGCAAGAUGGACCUGCUGGGGGUUGUCAUCGGGGUGAAGGCCUUGCAGUACAGGCUGUCGAAGCCGACAAUGACGCGCAGAGUGUCAUAUCACAUCCACAAGGCCACACCGUUAAUGCUGGCGCUCCUCUGCGGAAACUUUCAGGCUGCAUCGACGAUGGUUUUGCAGGGUGCUCUGCUCGAUGUGCGGAACUGCCGCGGCAAGACUGCCAUGGACUUCGCUCGGGAAGUGUUCGCACCACGGUACCUGAUGGAACGGAUGGAGGGGGAGGCGGGCCGAGCGUUCUCCAUCAUCUCUUGCAGUAGCCUGAAAGCUUCGCCGGCGGCAGUUUCACCAGAGGAGGAAGAGUCAGGUGCUUCUUCGUCUUCAUUUUUCGAGAUUUGA
Molecule: messenger RNA, 1869 nt
Organism: Symbiodinium natans
Lineage: Eukaryota; Dinophyceae; Suessiales; Symbiodiniaceae
Source: the annotation of a GenBank genome assembly